Molecule: messenger RNA, 1446 nt
Organism: Sphenostylis stenocarpa
Lineage: Eukaryota; Viridiplantae; Streptophyta; Magnoliopsida; Fabales; Fabaceae
Source: the annotation of a GenBank genome assembly
AUGAUCCAAUCGUUAACACGAAACUUCUCUUUUCUUGCCUCGCACCUUCUCAUCGCAACUAAUACAAAACAUGUUGGGUUGAGUCUAUACACACAUACUUUCUGUUGCAGAUCAAAUGAAAUGGAGAGUGAAAUUGAUGAGAGCAUUGACAUGGCGGAUUAUUUUACAUUUGAUGCAUUUAGUUUUUUUACUUUGGCAGUGGACAAUGAGAUAAGAAGUGGGACUUCUUCAAAUUUGGGAGCAUCCCCCCGUGUCCAUAGUUUUGCUUCGAUGGUGGACAUUGCCAUAAGGAGUAGGACUUCGUCAAAUUGGGAAACAUCUUCUCGUGUCUGCGGUUUUGCUUCGGGAGUGGGCAGUGCCAUAAAGAGUAGGACUCCGUCAAAUUUGGGAACUCCUCGUGUCCAUAGUUUUUCUUCGGGAGUGGACUUUGUGAUUAGGAGUAGUAGUGGAGGAACGGAUUUAGAAACCUCCCCUGUGCAUGGUUUGGCUUCGGAAGUUUAUACGAGGAAUGUUGCUGCAGGAUCAUCACAAGUUCCGUUGAAUGCCACGGGACUUUUUGUUGAAGGAUUACAAUUAUUCAGCCUGGCUGAGCUUGUAGAUGCUACCGACAAUUUCUCACAUCACAACAAGAUUGGUGUUGGAAGCUUUGGUGUCGUGUACGGAGGCAAACUUGUUGAUGGUAGUGAAGUGGCUAUCAAAAGGAAUGAAACCAGUUCCAAGAUGAAGGAGUUUCAAAAGAUUGUUUUUGGGUAUUUAUUGACCUUCUUGCGACGUCUACACCACGAACACUUGGUAGGACUAGUUGGGUUCUGUGAAGAAAAAGAUGAUAGACUCUUGGUGUACGAGUACAUGAAGAAUGGAUCGUUGUAUGACCAUUUGCAUCACAAGGGUAGCAUUGUGUUGAAUUCGUGGAAAACGAGGAUCAAGAUUGCUUUGGAUGCUUCCAGAGGAAUAGAAUAUCUUCAUUACUAUGCAGGUACAAAUAUUUACAGGGCUAUAAAGUCUUCUAACAUUCUUCUUGAUGAUACAUGGACGGCAAGAGUUUCUGAUUUUGGAUUGUCGUCGUUGAUGGAAGCAGCAGGAACUAUUGGAUACAUAGAUUCUGAGUUCUGCAGUCUAUAUGUGUUGACAGCAAAGAGUGAAGUGUAUGCGUUUGGAGUUGUACUGCUUGAGAUUUUAACGGGAAAGACACCUAUAUUGUGCGGUGAAGAUGGAAGCACCCCAUUAAGUGUGGUGGAGUUUGCAGUGCCUCCAAUUUUGGCUGGGGAUUUGGCCAAAAUUUUGGAUCCAAGGGUUGGAGCACCCCGUGUCAAUGAAGCAAAGGCAGUGGAGUUAGUGGCCUAUACUGCUAUCCGUUGUGUGAAUUUGGAAGGGAAAGAUAGACCAUCUAUGGCUGAAAUUGUGCUCAAUUUGGAAAAAUCUUUGGAUAUUAUUUGUGAUAUAUAG